Phalaenopsis equestris is the source of this 1285-nucleotide messenger RNA. Its product is annotated as nodulation-signaling pathway 2 protein-like. The transcript has a single exon. Gene Ontology annotation, biological process: regulation of DNA-templated transcription. The record is from RefSeq and is a predicted model, not a curated record. NCBI's taxonomy places the organism in Eukaryota, Viridiplantae, Streptophyta, Magnoliopsida, Asparagales, Orchidaceae. Gene Ontology annotation, cellular component: nucleus. Gene Ontology annotation, molecular function: DNA-binding transcription factor activity; sequence-specific DNA binding. The annotation marks the transcript as partial.
CACCUCCUCAUGGCACCUGCCGAGGCUCUCUCUGGCGACCAGAAAAGCCCUCAUCUUGCAAGGGUGAUAUUGGCUCGGCUCAAGGAGUUAGUCCCCACAGAUCAAUCCUUCACCUCCUCCGGCAUACAACGUCUCUCCGCACACUUCACCGACGCUCUGCUCGCUCUCCUCGACAACCCCCAUCAGCUUCAUUACUCCGCCAGCGAAGUCCUCACCGCCUCCAAAUCCUUUCACGACAUGUCCCCCUGCGCCAGCUUCGGACACCUCACCGCAAACCAAGCCAUUCUCGAAGCCAUCGCCGGCGAACGCCGCAUUCACGUUCUGGAUUACGAUAUUGGGGAAGGGGUGCAAUGGGCUUCCUUCAUGCAAGCGCUGAGUUCUAAUCCCAACACCGCAGCUCCGCAUCUGAGAAUCACGGCGAUUUCCAACGGGACGAAGGGAUCUGCAUCCGCGUCGCAGGAGGUCGGGAGGAGGCUCUCAGCUUUUGCUGCAACAAUCGGUCAGCCGUUCAGUUUUCGCAUCGCCCGACUGGAUCAAACGAAGAUUUUUACUCCGGCGGCGGUGAAGAUAGUAAAAGGAGAAGCUUUGGUGGCAAACUGCGUUCUGCACCCCGCGCAACUCUGUUCCGCGGCAUCGCUGGCCUCCUUCUUAACAGGAGCGGCGGCGCUCGGCGCUCGAGUUCUGACCGUUAUCGAAGAGGAAAGCGGCUCGGUUGAAGCAAGGGAGGAGAAGGGGCUUGUGGGAGAAUUCAGGGAUGAGUUGGAGCGUUAUAUGGCUAUAUGGGAGUCGUUAGAAGCAGGGUAUCCGAUGCAGGCGAGGGUGAGGGAGAUGGUGGAGAGGGUGAUUUUGAAGCCGAGGAUUGCUGCGGCGGUGAUGAGGGCGUAUGGAAGGAAGGAGGGGAGGGAGGGGGUGGCGGAGAGGUGUGGGGAAUGGAUGGCGGCGGUGGGAUUUCAGAGAGUGGGGUUGAGUUUUUUUAACGUUUGUCAGGCGCAGUUGCUGCUUGGUUUAUUCAAUGGCGGGUACUGCGUGGAGAGGGAGGAGAUGAAUAAGCUCGCGCUGUGCUGGAAGUCAUGCCGGCUAUUGUCGGCUUCUGUUUGGGCUGUUCCGCCGCCGCCAGAGUAAACGGCUUCGCCGCCAUUAAUUGGCAGAGGAGAGGAUCGUGUUUUGGUUUCGGUUGAAGAGAUCAAUUGUUUCUCCUUCUGAAAUUUUCCGAAUUGGAGAACCGAGACAAGGGUUUAGCCAUUUGUGAUUUAGGAGCAAUUAUCGCAUGCGGAGAGCCCACACA